Messenger RNA from Eutrema salsugineum, 1728 nucleotides. RefSeq lists its product as uncharacterized. The record is from RefSeq and is a predicted model, not a curated record. The transcript has 2 exons. Lineage: Eukaryota; Viridiplantae; Streptophyta; Magnoliopsida; Brassicales; Brassicaceae. The coding region runs from base 463 to 900 and encodes 145 amino acids.
AUCUUUGGUUAUUCGUACCUUCAUUGAGGAAAUGAAAUCGGAUGAGAGACGCCAUUUCCAUGCCCGAGAGGACCAGACAGAUGCGAGCGUUCUUCUUUGGGAGAGGAUAAUGCGCAUUUGGUGGUUUUGGAUUGGGAAAACAAAGUUUUAUUCGGCGUCUGUAGAAUCAUAGUCGCCACGAUCACUUUUCCGAUGCUGAUCAAGACCACCGAAUCUCUGUUCUGCUUCUUCUCGACGUGUCUCUCCAUCGUCGCCGAUCAAACCCAGCCUGAUCGAUUUUUUUGAAUUGGACUGAUCUAAAACCCAGAAUAUCUGCUAUUCAAAUUCGGUCCCAAUCAAUAAAAAGGAAAAAAAUGGAACUUUUUCUCAAAGGCGUAUCCUUUUUAUUAAGAGAGAAGAAGAAGAGCAUCUACGAUUUUAGGGGUUUUUGGAGUGAGAAAAAAAAAAUCAAGACUUCGAUCAAUGAGAAGUGCGAAUUCUGUGAGCAUGAUUGCUAAAAGCGAAGAAGAGAACCCGUCGGCAAAUCAGGGAGAUUCUUCGCAUAUUUCGCGAGAUGUGAACGAAUCUAAAACCCUAGUCGAAGAAGAUUUUGAAACAAAGGAAGCGGAAGCAGAAGAGGAAGAGAGUGGAGAGUGCCGUGCAUGCAAGUACAUAAAGGAAGGUGUGUGCAAGGAAUCAUGGAUAGCAUUGACGAAGUGCGUGGAUGAUGAAGCCGAAGCUGAAGAAGAAGAAGAAGAGAGUAACAACGCACCGAAAUGCAGCGAGCUCAGAAUGAAGUUCAUGACUUGUAUGUUUGAUAACCCUGUCUACUAUGCGCCCAUUAUUUCUGGCCAAGGCUCGAGUGGUUGCGAGGAUGAUAAGCGAGCUUCAAGCCGAGAAGGAGGCCGUUUUGGCUGGUGAGGCUACAGCCAUUGCUAAGGCCUUGAGCAAGUUCCAAACAGAGGUGGAGGAGGAGCCCCUUCUGCCUGCUGAGGUUGCGGCCAUUGCUAAGGCGUUUCAAGAUUUGGAAGCGGAGAAGAAGGAGAAGGAAGCAAAGAGAAACGAGUAAUCUAUCAGAAUUCGAUGAUGGUCCUGGUAAUAUCUUUUAUGAGCAUUUCAUAGACUGAGUUUUUUUUUUCUCUUGUCUUGGUGGAAUUUACAAUCUUGGGUUAUGCAGUUUGAUGCAAUUCUACAACUCUGUUAUAUUAUUAAAUCACCUUCUUCUGCCAAAAACUAGUUAUCCUUUUGUUGGUAGUCGUAGCCGUAGUUGAACCCGGUCCAACCACCGGGUCUGUCUGGUUUUAAAAACGCUGGUGACUAACACAUAAGCAAAGGCGCAUCCUUGUUUCUUUGCUUACUUCGUUAACAUAAAUCAAUGAGUAAUCAAAUCAUUAGGUACAAUUAAGAAAAUGCAGAGAGAAUGCUCUUGAUCGACUCUCUUAGAUCAUUAUCUGUUGCAUAAAAUAACUCACCGAUCCACCAUUAAGUGUUAACCAAGACCGAACCUUGUAUAGGCACUGUAAAAUAAGUUACAGGUAUAAUGAAAAUAUGGUUAAACAUGGUGGCUUAUAACACAGAUUAUAGAAUUGGCUCUACCAGUUAAUGGUGGUUGUUCCUCAAUUUUUGUUUAGUUAUAUUUGGACUAUAGGGUGAAAAUAUCUUCAAGAUUUUUGCUUUUCAAGUGGUGUAAACUCUAAAUAUCUCAGGUUGAAGAUAGAUAUUGUUUUGGAUUGGUCUAAAGAUAUUAAC